Vigna umbellata (rice bean) is the source of this 2177-nucleotide messenger RNA. NCBI's taxonomy places the organism in Eukaryota, Viridiplantae, Streptophyta, Magnoliopsida, Fabales, Fabaceae. The record is from RefSeq and is a predicted model, not a curated record.
AUAUUGAGCUUCGUAAUGGUACCUCGCAAUUCAAAAGUCUCUCUACGGCUGAAGAAUGAGCGUGUUCUUGGGCCAUCGUAGAAACAUAGAUAGGGUCGACGACGGAACGAAGAACUCACCCUAGAUACAGCUUUUUCGUACACGUUCACUUGCAUCACAUACACAAGUGCUCUCUGAACCGUGCUUUUUUAGGUUAUGCAAUAGACGGGAGGAUUAGCUCUGGAUCCCCCCUGCUUGCAGAAUGAAUGGAUCGAAGGGGGGCUGGGUUUCCUAUUUCCGGGCCGGGCGGGAGGUGAAGGCCAUAAGAUUGCCUCCCGGUAGGAAGAGAGGAAAAGGGGUGCUGUCAUCAAGCAGAGGAGGAAGGGUGGGCAGCAGGUACCACGAGCUCCCUGUCCCACAAUCUAUCCAGAAGCAAGUGUAGUUUCACCGGUUCCACCGGAUGCUCCUAUCUCUCGGCAAAGAUCGUGUGAGUGUGCAGUUAUGCUUCGGAUGCUUCGCCAUAAUAGAUCGACCCAGUUCCCGUUCUUUUCCGGUGCACUCGCUUUAUAUCUCCUACACACAAGGAAGGACGCGGUGGGAAGGAAGCAGCCCUAGCCUCUGUCCGGCCGAUCAUUCCGCUGGCAUCUUGCAUUCACGCCCUCGACUGCCGCUCGGGGAUGGGAGUUGUAGAUACUAGUCUUAGCGAUCGUUGGCUCCACCUGUUUAUCUCCUUCUACGACAUGCUGUUGUCGUCGCCAUAUUCCUAUGUAACGUAGUCAUCUCUGCCUCGCUGCGGUCAGCACGCACCUCUCCGAAAGAAACGAGGACUUCAUUCAGGACUCCGCGAUCGCCCUCUAAACGAUCAUAAUAAGGUAAGCUUGAAGAUAAGUUUUGUACUCUAUUAAUUUCUCAGUCACCCUAGUCUGGUUGGGCGCCGGCCGGUCUUCGACCAGAUCCCCUAAAACCGUACGUGCGGGUCUCCCCAUGCGGCUCACGCAUUCGAGGUGGGCCCAGCCAGCAUUUCAUUCCAAAUCCUGUAGUGGAAAUUGAGCUGCUCGACCUCGGAAGCUAAUUCGCGUGUAGGCAGCGCUGUCUGUCGUACCGUUGACUCUAUCUAUUCACUUUCAUUCAUUUUUAGAGGCUUGCUCCCUCUUUUUCCAAGAAUUAAUGCACUUCCCCUUUACUUCAGAGGGCCUUCUCUAAUAGGGGAAAAGCCUUCCAUUUCCGUCAAAUGACCCGGCCCCCCCUGGCUCUUCCACCGUCCCUGGCUCCCUUCCUAACCUAUGCUAGCUCCCCGGCACGUGCCUACCACGCUCACGCUUCGCGCCCGCGCGUUUUCGCCGGACGGUCUUUUGCCAUAGUGCCAUCCUCCUCCCCGCUGGCUGUAUGGCGGGUUGUCCCUCGCUGCUGCGUUUCGGUUAGGCUAUGGAUUUACAGGACAAAUUGUAGUUGAAUGCGACAGCAGCGGGUUAACGUUUCCCGCGUGCCGAGAUGUUAGGUGAGGUGGUGGAUGAUCACCCCGGGGUAUGCGCUAGCGCCCUUGACAGGCACUCCAGGACCCGCCAACGCUCAUGAAAACCCGGGUCUGUCCUCCCUUCAUCUGACCGGAGGUGUGGAUAAACGAGGCCACCUUCCAACCUUCUCCCUUCUGUCCUUAUGUUGUAGUAAGGUAGGGCGGUUCGCUUGAGUUGCUCAACCGCCCCUUAGCCAGGUGCUCAUGACGCGCUACGGGACCUCCACCGUGCCGGGGGACCAAGCAAGCAGGGCAUAGCUAGCGGCAUAGGAGCCGACUCGGCGUCACGGCUUCGUGCCGCACUGGAGUGAUCCAAUAUGUGGUUCCGCACGUUCCACCACUUCUCCGUUCAUUCAAUACUGUCGUGAAACACCAAUGAGCAGGCAAAGGAUUUUUGAGGUCCGAAAUUCGAAGUGAAUUUUUGAUUUUCCCGUUUCCUAGUCGUCAUGGGCAAAAAAGGAUCAAAUUAAAUAAGAUAUUAUUACCUAAGAGCUUGUCAGUACCAAAAUGCAUCUCCUGCGUGCGGAGACUUCUAUGCCAGCCGUUAUUCCCGGCUCUGUUAUGGAAAGAAAGCGGCAGACUCUCUUACAGGGUGUUCCCUAAUGAGGGAUUUUAGGUUCUCUUUAUCCCCUUCCCCCCAUUCCGGGCCUCGUCCUCUUCAUGUAGGAGAGACUACCCUUUCAAA